Messenger RNA from Psammomys obesus (fat sand rat), 2801 nucleotides. RefSeq names its product serrate, RNA effector molecule (gene Srrt). The record is from RefSeq and is a predicted model, not a curated record. The transcript has 19 exons. Gene Ontology annotation, cellular component: nuclear body. NCBI's taxonomy places the organism in Eukaryota, Metazoa, Chordata, Mammalia, Rodentia, Muridae. Gene Ontology annotation, biological process: mRNA processing; primary miRNA processing. Bases 57 to 2684 code for a protein of 875 amino acids. Gene Ontology annotation, molecular function: nucleic acid binding.
GCUCACCGUCCCCGUGUCCGCCCGCCGCCGCGCCCCAGGCCUCCUCUGACAGCACCAUGGGCGACAGCGACGACGAGUACGACCGGAGGCGCAGGGACAAGUUCCGCAGGGAGCGCAGCGACUACGACCGCUCCCGGGAAAGGGACGAGAGACGGCGCGGGGACGACUGGAACGACCGGGAGUGGGACCGGGGCCGAGAGCGCCGCAGUCGGGGCGAGUACCGCGACUACGACCGCAACCGGCGGGAGCGCUUCUCCCCGCCGAGGCACGAGCUGAGCCCGCCGCAGAAGCGCAUGCGCAGAGACUGGGAUGAGCACAGCUCUGACCCCUACCACAGUGGCUAUGACAUGCCCUAUGCUGGGGGGGGUGGGGGACCAACUUACGGCCCCCCUCAGCCCUGGGGCCAUCCAGACGUCCACCUCAUGCAGCACCACGUCCUGCCCAUCCAGGCCAGGCUGGGCAGCAUUGCGGAGAUUGACCUGGGCGUGCCCCCGCCCAUCAUGAAGUCCUUCAAAGAGUUCCUCCUGUCCCUGGACGACUCUGUGGACGAGACUGAGGCCGUCAAGCGCUACAAUGACUACAAACUGGACUUCCGGAGGCAGCAGAUGCAGGACUUUUUUCUGGCUCAUAAAGACGAGGAGUGGUUUCGAUCCAAGUACCACCCCGAUGAGGUGGGGAAGCGCCGGCAGGAGGCCCGGGGGGCCCUGCAGAAUCGACUGAAGGUGUUCCUGUCCCUCAUGGAGGGCGGCUGGUUUGAUAACCUUCUCUUGGACAUAGACAAAGCCGAUGCCAUUGUCAAGAUGCUGGAUGCAGCUGUCAUUAAGAUGGAAGGUGGCACAGAGAAUGAUCUCCGCAUCCUGGAGCAGGAGGAGGAGGAGGAGCAGGCGGCCAAGACUGGGGAGGCCGGCAAGAAAGAGGAGGGCCGGGCCGGGCCGGGCCCUGGGGACGGAGAGCGGAAGGCCGGCGAUAAGGAUGAGAAGAAGGAAGACGGCAAACAGGCUGACAAUGACAGCUCUAACGAGGACAGAAGUAAGAAACCUGAGGGCGACGGGGACAAGGAGGAGAAGAAGGACGAGGCUGAGAAGGAAGUCAAAAAGAGCAAGAAACGGAACAGGAAGCACAGCGGCGACGACAGCUUCGAUGAAGGCAGCGUGUCCGAGUCUGAGUCCGAGUCCGAGAGUGGCCGAGCCGAGGAGGAGAAGGAGGAGGCCGAGGAAGCACUUAAGGAGAAGGAGAAGCCCAAGGAAGAGGAGCGGGAGAAGCCUAAGGAGGCUGCGGGGCUGGAGUGUAAGCCCCGGCCCUUGCACAAGACCUGCUCGCUCUUCAUGCGCAACAUCGCGCCCAACAUCUCCAGGGCAGAGAUCGUUUCUCUGUGUAAAAGGUACCCGGGCUUCAUGCGGGUGGCGCUGUCGGAGCCGCAGCCGGAGAGGAGGUUCUUCCGCCGAGGCUGGGUGACCUUUGACCGCAGUGUGAACAUUAAAGAGAUCUGCUGGAACCUGCAGAACAUCCGGCUCCGGGAGUGUGAGCUGAGCCCCGGCGUGAACAGAGACCUGACGCGGCGCGUGCGCAACGUCAACGGCAUCACCCAGCAUAAGCAGAUCGUGCGCAACGACAUCAAGCUGGCCGCCAAGCUGGUGCACACCCUGGACGACAGGACCCAGCUCUGGGCCGCCGAGCCCGGGACGCCGCCCGCGCCCACAAGCCUGCCCUCGCAGAACCCCAUCCUGAAGAACAUCACGGACUACCUGAUCGAGGAAGUGAGCGCCGAGGAGGAGGAGCUUCUGGGGAGCAGUGGGGGUCCCCCUCCUGAGGAGCCUCCCAAGGAGGGCAAUCCCGCCGAGAUCAGUGUGGAGAGGGACGAGAAGCUCAUCAAGGUCUUGGACAAGCUCCUCCUCUACCUGCGCAUCGUGCACUCUCUGGAUUACUACAACACCUGCGAGUACCCCAACGAGGACGAGAUGCCCAACCGCUGCGGCAUCGUUCAUGUCCGUGGGCCCCUGCCCCCCAACCGCGUCAGCCACGGGGAAGUGCUGGAGUGGCAGAAGACCUUUGAGGAGAGGCUGAGCCCGCUGCUGAGUGUACGCGAGUCCCUUUCUGAGGAGGAGGCCCAGAAGAUGGGGAGGAAGGACCCCGAGCAGGAGGUGGAGAAGUUCGUCACCUCCAACACGCAGGAGCUGGGCAAGGACAAGUGGCUGUGUCCUCUCAGCGGCAAGAAGUUCAAGGGCCCCGAGUUUGUGCGCAAGCACAUCUUCAACAAGCACGCGGAGAAGAUCGAGGAGGUGAAGAAGGAGGUGGCCUUCUUCAACAACUUCCUCACAGAUGCCAAGCGCCCGGCGUUGCCGGAGAUCAAGCCCUCGCAGCCGCCUGGCCCUGCCCAGAUACUCCCCCCAGGCCUGACCCCCGGACUCCCCUACCCACACCAGACACCCCAGGGCUUGGUGCCCUAUGGCCAGCCCCGGCCUCCCAUCCUGGGCUACGGAGCUGGUGCUGUCCGCCCCGCAGUCCCAGCAGGAGGGCCUCCGUACCCCCACGCUCCCUACGGCGCGGGCCGAGGGAACUACGACGCCUUCCGAGGCCAAGGAGGGUACCCUGGGAAACCCCGGAACAGGAUGGUCCGAGGAGAUCCACGAGCCAUCGUGGAGUACCGGGACCUGGAUGCCCCUGACGAUGUGGACUUCUUCUGAGCCGCCCAGUCGCCCCGCUGCAGCCUCCAUGUCUGUACCGUGACCGCCUUCCCCAUCAACUGAGAAUUUUUUUUGUACGUUAUUUUUCCUGCUAGUAAAAGCAUUUUGGUAGUGUCC